GUUUACUUAUCCUUUAAGAUAAGUGUUUCUGACCAGUGUCUGCCUGUCACCAUUUGCCUAGACAGAUGUUCUUUGUUCCUAGUGCAUGGGGCUAAAAUAGCCAAUAGCUAGUCCGAAUAUUAGAACAUUCACAGAGCUAGACCAGCCUGUAGCCAAUCAGAGGACAGGAUUUUCACAGGACAAGAAGAAGCUAUAGCUUAUAGAAACACUAGAACAGAACCACAGAAGGACUUCCUGCCCUGCUAUUAUAGCAGAUACCUCUGUGGCUGCCAGAAGAAGGAAUUUACUCUGAUUAACCGUUAUAUUCAUCUGUAUAAAUAUAUAUGAGAAGUUAUACUGCCCAUUUGACUAUAAAAGCUGCCCAGUCUGCAGGGCAAUGAUCAAGAAUAAAUGACAAAAAUCCUCAUUUUGUAUAAUAAGCCAAUCAUCAUCUUGAUGCUGAGCGGUAACACCAGCCUGUGUGUGUUUGUGCCUCACAAGAGGAAAUAACACCUCCGCUCAGUGCUGUGUGGGUGCCGGUCAGAGCGGCCACUUCUAUCUCUAACCUGUAACUGCUAAUUAGUUAUUAGGCACAGGGUGAAGGAAAGGUGCCUCUGCCCAGCGCCAACAGCCAUCAGAGAUCCACUGGGGAAAUGGGAGUUUAUUUCUACUGGACCCUGGCACUUCUUUAUCUUCAUAAAACUAUUAUAUCUGCGCAACCCUGUGGCCCCACCAUAAACGUGAGCGUUACAGAGGGAGGACAAGUGUCUCUGCACGUGAAUGAGACAGAAAUCAUCAAAGUCAGUUGGGACGUGAGCAAUGGAACCUAUGAGAAUUUAUUUGCCAAGAAGCAGCCGGGCACAUCAAUGGAGGCCGUAGCGGAUAAAUACAGAGGGAGGGUGCAUGAAAUGGGCAACAGUUCCUUACUGGUUUCCAAUCUGAGCCUGCGGGACUGGGGAACCUACACGGCUCAUGUAUUCAGCUAUAGUGGAGUUUGCCAGCAGAGCUAUGAUGUCCGAGUGUAUCGAAGCUUAUCUGCUGAAGAUAUCGAUAUUGAGUACAACAUGACCAGCAGGGAAAGCUGCAAUAUGACAGUAACAUGCAGGGUAGAGGGGCCGGACACAAGGCUUGUGUGGAACGGCACGGCUAUAGGAAGGGCAGGAGCGGCACAGCAAACCCUCCAUGUGUAUAAUGCUGAGCCCCAUAUGAUCUACAGCUGCACCGCCCAGAAUCCUGUGAGCAGAGCCACCACCUCUCUAACUCCCUGGGCUCAUUGCCUGCAGGGGAAAUCCGAAAGGAAUUACAUUGUGCAGAAUAUAAUAAGGCUGGUACUGUCGGGCUGCAUCCUCAUCGCUGGUGCCUGCCUGUUUGCCCACCAUGUGAAGAGAGAAGGUGCCGGAAAUGGAUAAUUAGUCUGUGAUGGGGAAGGGGUGGAUCUUUGUUGCCAUACACAAUAAUAGCUAAUUACAGGGGCCUACGUGCUUGUUAGGUUUGGGAAAGGUUAGGCUGAGAAUCUCACACUUUCUAGGCCCUUUUUGGGGACCCCUGCUUUAGAGCUGUUACUAUAGGCAGCCAAUGGAAAGGGGCACUGUCAUAGUGACAACAAGAUCCAUAGAUGGUAUAGGAGAGUAUGUACAGGGGAAAUGGGAACAGGGAAUUUUAGCCAUGCUCCUGAUUAUCCAAGGCCAAAACUAUUUUAAAAAUGGUAUUCAGGCUGUAUUUGUGGUGGUUUUGGGGGUUGGGGUAAUUAUUUAACUGUAUGUACGUUGCAAUAAUUCUCCAGUUAUUUUGCUAAGGUCACUGAGCAUAGCAACCAGGGGGAUAAUAGGACUAUUAGACUAAUAGGAAUAGGGCAUGUUCAGUGGGGGUUUCUGACACUAGCAGCUAUUAUACUAUCCACUUAUUCUACUAUUAAUUAGAGAUGCACAAAGUCAGUUUGGGAUUCUGCCUUUUUCAACAGGAUUCGGUCUCUGGCUGAACCAAAUACUUAAA
This is a messenger RNA of Xenopus tropicalis (tropical clawed frog), 1971 nucleotides long. Its product is annotated as SLAM family member 9-like. NCBI's taxonomy places the organism in Eukaryota, Metazoa, Chordata, Amphibia, Anura, Pipidae. The record is from RefSeq and is a predicted model, not a curated record. Gene Ontology annotation, cellular component: membrane. Bases 633 to 1388 code for a protein of 251 amino acids. The transcript has 4 exons.